CCAAGGAAAACUGCGUAAUAUACCAAUCACAUUUCACGAACCUGGAUGUCUACCUCGUCUACGACGGAUUGUUACAAAAUGCCAGAGUGAAAAUUCUAGGCUGGUAUGAAUAUCCAAAUCAUCCAAUUCUUAUGUUCGACUCCAAAAAUAAGCAAUCCGCCGCCACGAUUGGUGCAUUUUAUCUGUCGAGUCAUGGGAAACAUCAUUUAAUACGACAAAUUAUCCCCAUUUACCUUUCUUAUAUAUUAGUUACUCAGUUAACCAUGAUUUAAACAGAAACAAUCCGGGUACGCAGGGUUGGCUCCGUUUUGCACAAUUUCCACCAUUUUCAACAUCGUUCUACAAGGAAAGUUGAGAGUGCAAUGGACGCUUUAUGAUGGUGAAAAGAUUAUCGCUUGCAAAACUCUCAACUAUACCGUUUCAAGAAAUCGUGUCCAUGUUGUUUCUUGAUGACUGGCUAUGGACGCUAUCAUAAUUAACAAUAUGCAUUUAACAG
Dicrocoelium dendriticum is the source of this 496-nucleotide messenger RNA. The record is from the annotation of a GenBank genome assembly. Lineage: Eukaryota; Metazoa; Platyhelminthes; Trematoda; Plagiorchiida; Dicrocoeliidae.